Molecule: messenger RNA, 787 nt
Organism: Pelobates cultripes (western spadefoot toad)
Lineage: Eukaryota; Metazoa; Chordata; Amphibia; Anura; Pelobatidae
Source: the annotation of a GenBank genome assembly
AUGUCCAAGAAGGAUGUGGCGUGUUUCUGGAUCGUACUGCUCCUGUGCCAAGAGCUACGGACCGACCCGAUCGCAGAGAUGGGACCAUCCUCCGGCAUCCUGAUUCAAGAGACACCAGGGUUCAUCUUAACAGAGAAGAGGAUCCUGACCCGACGUGUGUUCGUCAGCUUGGACCCCAAGAUUUCCAUCGAGAAGGCAUACAACAUUUCAUCGAUGCAGCUUCCUGAGUUACAGACUUGGUACCAGAUGCACCUCCAAAGAGCACAGGACCGUGUGCGAAACAUCUUGGAGCAAGCCCGGAAACCAUUUGUAUCCAGUUCUAUUCCGAUGAGCAACCGACCCAAAAGGUUCCUCACCGCUAUAAUUGUUGCAUUAGUUUGUGCCACUGUCGGUGCAGUUGUCGCAACUGGAAUGUCUGCAGCCAACUCUAUUACUGUCCAAAAGCUGGAUAUGGAAAUCUAUGCGCUAAAGCAACACAUUAACGAUAUUCAUCAGGUGAUACAACAGCAAAGAACACUUCUCCAAGACGUGUUAACUAUUGUGGAAGACACAGUUGUUACAACGAAUUUGCAUUCGGAGUUAAUUGCCAAAUCCACUGAGUUGCACCAAAGUCAUGACUUAUUUAAGCGUGAACUUCUAUUUCUGCAUGACCCAAUAUUGUUCCAAGGAUAUUGUUCAUGCGAUGCUUGCCAAUGUGGAUGGAGAGACAAUUGAGCCUAUGCAAUUAAAUCUGGCCUUUGAGAUGGGGAGCGCUAUACCUCUCUUAAUUGAUCCGGAACGUAUGGAG